Messenger RNA from Scaptodrosophila lebanonensis, 928 nucleotides. RefSeq names its product vesicle-associated membrane protein-associated protein B (gene Vap33). Lineage: Eukaryota; Metazoa; Arthropoda; Insecta; Diptera; Drosophilidae. Gene Ontology annotation, molecular function: FFAT motif binding. The record is from RefSeq and is a predicted model, not a curated record. Gene Ontology annotation, biological process: endoplasmic reticulum membrane organization. Gene Ontology annotation, cellular component: plasma membrane; endoplasmic reticulum membrane. The annotation marks the transcript as partial. The transcript has 3 exons.
CAAGAGCGAAAAACUAAAGUGCGUGGAACAGCAUAAUAUUGUUAAUUAAAAAUCAACGUGAAAUACACUGCACAUUUGCGGCGGAUUGCAAAUUACACGUUGAUCGUUGAUUUUGCAAACGACACAAAUUCAAUACCUUUGAAACGUUUUAAUUUUUUCUUGUGCUUCAAUAUUAAAUUUUGCACGAGCAUACACAUACGACCGACGGACGAGCAAAGCCAGAACGACGACGCGCAAACGAAACGAAGCCAAAAGCAAUCGGCGAGGCAAAAAAAAUUUUUUUUGUGGAAAAGAAUCUUAACUAAAGAAGCGCAUGGUUGUGUGUGGUGCAGCAGCACUAACAGCAAACGUAAGCGAGAAAUUAAAACCCAAUUGUGAAAUUUAGCAACUACCAAGGAGUGCGCGCAUACACCAAAUACGUACACCACCUGGAGCAGAAAAAAAACGGCGGUCAGCAAACGACGACUGGCAAUAGGAGAACACACCAAGAACCAACGCGACAAAAAAAAUAAAACGUAAAACGUUGACAGGUGACGUAUAGUACGCGUUAGUAGGUUCUUCAUCAUAAGUUGGGCUGUGGAGAGAAGCACACAAAACUAUGAACAAAAUGCCAAAAUUCGAGGAUGUGCUUACCAUUGAGCCGGAACAUGAGUUGCGUUUUGUCGGUCCGUUCCACCGACCCGUCGUCACAAUCAUGACUCUGAGAAACAACGCAGCUUUGCCAUUGGUUUUCAAGAUCAAAACCACCGCACCCAAGCGCUAUUGUGUACGUCCAAACAUUGGCAAGAUUACGCCAUAUAAAUCGACCCAGGUGGAAAUUUGUCUGCAGCCCUUCAUGCACGAUAUGGUGGAGAAGAAUAAGCAUAAGUUCAUGGUGCAGAGCGUUCUGGCCCCUGAUGAUGCCGACUUGACCGAUUUGAAUAAAUUG